This is a messenger RNA of Cheilinus undulatus (humphead wrasse), 659 nucleotides long. Its product is annotated as proteasome maturation protein. The transcript is spliced from 6 exons. The coding region runs from base 124 to 549 and encodes 141 amino acids. Gene Ontology annotation, biological process: proteasome assembly. Gene Ontology annotation, cellular component: nucleus; cytoplasm. The record is from RefSeq and is a predicted model, not a curated record. NCBI's taxonomy places the organism in Eukaryota, Metazoa, Chordata, Actinopteri, Labriformes, Labridae.
GAGAAACCUGAUUUCCAGAUCAAUAACAGUAUCGAUCACUGACCGGAUUUAACGGAGGCUGUACCGGAUGCGACGUCAGUAACCGCGACAUUAAAGAACUGAAAGUGAAGCAGCAGCAGCACGAUGAACAGCAGAGGUGUUCGCUCCCAGCUGAAGGACAGCGUACCUGUGGCAGGUUUCUGUCCACAAGGAGCCUAUGGAGUACAUGACGCUCUCAGAGGAGGUUUCAGCAGCGUGAAGAAUGAACUGAUCCAGAGUCACCCACUGGAGCUGACAGAGAAAAACUUCCAGCUGAACCAGGAUAAGAUGAAUAUGUCCACUCUCAGAAACAUUCAGGGUCUUCACGCUCCGCUCAAACUACAGAUGGAGUAUAGAGCAGCCCGACAGAUCCAGCGCCUCCCCUUCCUCCAGAGCUCUAACCUCGCUCUGGACACGCUCAGAGGAAGUGAUGAUGUCAUUGGCUUUGAGGACAUCCUGAAUGACCCGUGUCAGAGCGAGGUGAUGGGAGAUCCUCAUGUGAUGGUGGAAUUCAGACUGGGUCUGCUGUGACCCUCUGUCAGACCAGAGUGGGCCACCUGAUCCUGGCUGUGGUGGUUCUGAGUCAAACAUCUGUCCUGUUGUUGUUUUGUACCAUUUAAAUAAAGUUUAACAAAGUCUCA